AUGGUGAUAUAUGGUGUGCAUGUAUGUAUAUAUAUAUAUAUGUAUGUUUCUAUAUGUGUGCCAAGGGUCGAGGUCCUCGCCAGAGUGGCUGGCUUGGCCUUUCUCUCCGGGCUGCCGGUGCUGUGCGCCACAGGCUGCUGGUGGCUUUUCCUGCUUCUGGAGGUUUUUCCCUUGGCAUUAGCAGAGGUGGUCAUCCAGAGCAUGACGCAGGACAACCGAAGUCGAGACUCGGCUGGGACCACGGCCCUGAUUUUCUGCUUCUGCCUGGUGCUGUUCGGGCUUCCGGUGUGGGCGUUGUCCGUCGCAGGGGGCUGGGCCGCAUGGACCUGCUCUCACUGGCCAACUGUCUGCCAGACCUGGCCUUGGCCCCUACUGCUGCUGCCGCUGGCGCUUGCCAGCAUCUACGUGGCCACCGAGCUCAUCCCGCUUCCGGGAAGGCCUUCCUUGACAUCGCUGGACCUCGGAGCGAGGCUGUUGCUUUUGGUCAUGGUCGGGGCAACCCCGGUGGUCUUGUACAUCAACGUCGAGAGCUGCUUCUCCUGGGUGGUGAUGCCCGAUCUCAACCCGGAAGUCUACGCCGAGAGCAUUUCCAACCACGGGGCACGGGGUGUGAAGUGGCUCAGCAUGCCCGAGCCCCUGUGGCCCAAUGCAACCGAGAUGGAGCACUCAGGAGCCUCCCGAGCUGACUUUUGGCUCAGCUUCAUGGCGUUGAAGUACUUCGGUGCCCUCCUGGUGUCGGUGCUGCUGCUGCGCAUUGGAUGGCCCUCCCAAGGAGGGUACAGAUCCCUCUCACUCGAACCCGACGUGGAGGGCGCAGAGGCCCAAGAGUCGCAGGAGGUGUCGAUGUCCUCAAUGUCGGACCGCUCGCGCGAUCUUCUCAUGGUGGUGCUCGUGCCGUGCUGGCUCGCGGUGUGCACCAAGCUCACCCUCUCGGCGGCCCGAGGCGGGCAGCUCAAUGCAGACAGCGGCCUGGCGUGGGAGGGCUACGACCUCCUCUUCUCCUUGGGUCUCACCUUCUUUCUCCUACAGUCGCUGGUUCUGCGCGCGAUGAGCCUGGCUUGCUACAGCCCGGAUGAUGUGGCCGUUGCUUCCAUUAGUCUGUUCCCAUUCUUGGGAGAUGCCUUCGACACGCUCAAAGAUUCUAUGUUGGCUUCAGUGGCGAUUUACUCGAAUGCCGAGUGGGUUCGUUGGCUAGGCUGCCUGGCCAUGGUCUACCUCUGGGCGUUGCACCUCCUGGCCCUCCUCCCCGUGAAAUCCCAGAGGCUGGAGCUGUCUCGGAGCUACCUGGCCCUCUUCUUCCUGAACCCGAAGCAGCAAGGAGUCGUCGCCAGCGGCCUGGGGCAGAAGAUUCUGCGGAUGCUCUACAAGCAAACACAUCCGGGCAGGCAACUGGCCAUAGCUGCGGAGGAUGUGCCACAAGCAAUCCUGGCCUCUGCCAUUUCCUUUGAGGAGGGCCUGAAGCCCUUCACGCUUACGGUGAACUUGCUGAUUCCGGCCGUUCGGCUGCUAGGCGCUUGGCGCUUCCACGACUCGAUUGCCUGGGAAGUGCGGGGUUGGUUGCUGCAGGAGGCCCUGAAGGCCGCUGCUGCCGGGCGCGUGUCGCUGUGCGACGAGUACGCAAAGGCGCUGUGCCGAUUGCAAGUCUGUGCUAAGCAGGACCUCUGGCAAGAAUUGGGGCAGGAACAGCAAGCUGCGGCCAGGCGGUACGUCCAAAAGGAAGCAAAGCUGCAGAAGGUGCGCGGCCCUUUGCACGAGUGGGUGCGGCUUCAACUUGAGACGGAGGGCGAGGGCAGCGAGAUGGACACGCUGCACCUGAAUUUCACAGCAUCGCCAUUGAUGAAGCUUGCUCAUGGCUUCCCAUCGCUGGCCGCACGCUGCCGCAACCGCUCGAAGGUGUUCCUUUCUUUGUGGGGCGCCAGCUUUGCGCAAGGCGGCCGCGAACUUUGUUCUCUUGGUGAGUUGAAGCGAUGCCGGGAGCUCAAAGUCAGCCUCGAGCAGUGUGUUUUGGACGCACAAGGCCACGAGGCACUGUGCCAGGGCCUGGGCCGCCUGGAGCAGCUCGAGCAGCUCGACCUGGGCCUGUUGCAAAACAAGAUCGGGCCCAAGGUCUGCAAGGCCUUGGGCCAGUCGCUCGGAGAAUUGACAAAGCUGCGCCAGUUGGCGCUGGAAUUGGCUAAUAACGAGAUUGGAGACGAGGGCUGUGGGGCCCUGGGCCUCGGUUUGGGUCAGCUGACCUGCCUCGACGUUCUUGUCCUGAAGUUGUCCGGCACCGGCAUAGGCGGCACCGGCAUAGGCGGCAGAACCGGGGAAAGCUGCGAAGGCUGCGAAGGCUGUGUCCAGCUGGGCGAGGGCCUUGGAAUGCUCAGGAAUCUCAGCACGCUGAGGCUCAAUGUGAAUUACAACAAUAUCGACGGCAGAGGGAUGAGUGCGUUGGUCCGGAAUCUGAACCGCCUGAGGAACUUGGCUGACUUGGACAUGAGCCUGCGUGGCCUGGCAAUCGGCUCGGAAGGCUUUGAGGCUUUGAGCCGUUCGAUGGAGACCCUGACUCUGAGCAAGCUCCGGCUGGACACGACAAACAGCGACCUUGGUCCGGAAGAAUGUCGGGCCUUGGGCCAGGGCCUUCAAGGCCUUGCGAGGCACCUCCGGGAGCUGGAUCUCCAGGUUGCUGUUUGUGUAGGUGUGACCAAAGCCGAAGCCUCCGAAGCACCCGAAGCCCUUCGCCUCCAUGCAGAGGGCUGCAGGGCCUUGGGCAGCGGCCUGGGUCAGCUCAGUGAGCUUACUGCUCUCAACCUGGGCAUGAGCUUCAAGCAAGAUGGAGAAAGCCGUCAUCACUCGUUUGCCCUGGGGCAGAUCGAAAGCGAGUGCUUUAAGGCUGCAAGCCACGGCGUCCAGAAUCUCAGGAACUUGAGGAAGCUGAUUCUCGACUUGCACGACUGUGACUUCGGUGCCGAGGCAUGCGGGGCUUUGAGCCACACCCUGGUCCAGCUCCAUCACCUCAGCGAGCUUGAGCUCUACUUGAAAGUCACGCUGAAGCCCGUCCUCGACUGGACGUCCAGCAGCGUCGCAGUGAAGCUUGAUGCAGACUGCUGCAGUGCCUUGGGCAGCGGCUUGUGUCAGCUAAACCUCACCGUCCUCAAGCUGGCUGUGCACUUUGACGCGUUGACGCCGGACGUGCCGGAGCCGGGCGAGUUGAGUGACGAGCAGAGGGACAAGCUGCAACAGGAGCUCUUCAACAAACUCAGCUCAGAGAGCUUGGCUGCAGUGGGCAACUUGGCCCUGCUUCGUAGCAUGGACCGGCUGAGCCCGGAGCUCAGCUCCCUCACCCUGCAGGUGGCAGGGCCGGAUACCGAGGUAUUAAAGGCCCUAUGCCAGAUGCUGGGCCAGCUGCGCGAGCUCCGAGACCUUUUCUUGGGCUUGUGGCAGCACGUGGCGGACCCUGAGGGAUGGCAGGCCCUGAGUCGAACCUUGGGCGACUUGGCCAACCUCCAGAAGCUGAGCGCCGCGUUUGUGGGAGGAGGCAGGCAGGGCAUACAAUGCAAGGGGGACGAAAUCUGCGAGGCCCUCUGUCUCCAUCUGGCCCAGUGGCGCCUGGAAGUGCUCGAGCUCGACCUGAGCAGUUGCGACAUUGGGGACGACGGCUGCAAAACUCUCGCUGCCCUGACCCAGCUACCCAACCUGAAGGAGCUUUCUUUGAACCUGACCGGGAACCAUCGCAUCAGCGCUGAGGGUGGCGGAGCCCAAGUCCUCCGCAGCAGCCUGGACCAGCUGAGCUUCCAGGCCAAGCUGCAACUGCCAAAGACCAGGUUAACAUUUGGAUCACACAGAGGCCCGUCAUCGCCCUGA
Symbiodinium natans is the source of this 3843-nucleotide messenger RNA. Lineage: Eukaryota; Dinophyceae; Suessiales; Symbiodiniaceae. The record is from the annotation of a GenBank genome assembly.